UGUGUGUGUGUGUGUGUGUGUGUGUGUGUGUGUGUGUGUGAGAGAGAGAGAGAGAGAGAGAGAGAGAGAGAGCGAGAGUGUGAGUGUGUGUGUACUCGGCUUCCUACUGCUGCUCGGUGUCCGCACACCGUCCGUCUCGUCAGUGUUGAUCGGCUCGCCAUGGCGGAAGGACGCAGAGAACAGCCCCAUCCUCUCCUCUCCUUACCACCGGCCAGCAAGCGACCCUGCCUGCGCCCUGCUCCCCGAGGUCCAGGUCCGGGGCCCGGCCACGGCAGCGGCUUGCCCAGCUCCCGGUAUCGUUCUCCGGAGUCCCUUCUGGACUGCGCCGCGAAGGCAGUAGCGGAGAAGUGGGCCUUCGAGAGGGUAGAGGAGCGUUUCGAGCGGAUCCCGGAGCCCGUCCAGCGCCGCAUCGUCUACUGGUCUUUUCCCCGCAACGAAAAGGAGAUAUGCAUGUACUCUUCGUUUCAGUGCCGGGUCGCCGGCGAGGAGGGUCCGUCGGCGGCUACCGGUGGGGCUGGGGGUGCGGGGUCCGGAGCUACAACCGCCGGCGGUGGCGGAGGAUCUACCGCCGGUACGACGGCUACCGUGGGGGCAGCCGGAGCAGUGGGAACGGGAGACGGACUGCCAUUUCGCCGGGGUAUCAGGCUGCUUGAGACCGGCUGUGUGGAAAACGUUUUACAAGUCGGGUUUCACCUCAGUGGCACAGUAACUGAACCUGCCACAUCAUCAGAGCCAGAGGUCACCCACAAGGUGGCCAUCAGCUUCGACCGAUGUAAGAUCACCUCCGUCACCUGUGGCUGUGGGAACAGAGACAUUUUCUAUUGCGCCCACGUGGUGGCGCUCUCUCUUUACCGGAUUCGCAAGCCUGAACAGGUAAAGUUGCGGUUGCCCAUCUCAGAGACGUUGUUCCAGAUGAACAGAGAUCAGCUGCAGAAGCUGGUCCAGUAUCUGAUCACAGCCCACCACACUGAGGUGCUGCCCACCGCUCAGAAACUGGCCGAUGAGAUCCUCUCCUCCAACUCUGAGAUCAACCAGGUCCAUGGUGCUCCGGACCCGACUGCAGGCGCCAGCAUUGACGAUGACAACUGCUGGCAUCUGGACGAGGAUCAAGUCAGGGAGCAGGUCAAACAGUUUCUGUCACAGGGAGGAUACUACGGCUCUGGGAAGCAACUCAACUCCAUGUUCGCUAAGGUGAGGGAGAUGCUACGAAUGCGAGACUCCAACGGCGCCCGAAUGCUGACGCUCAUAACGGAACAGUUUAUGGCAGACCCCCGGCUGUCGCUAUGGAGACAGCAGGGCACGGGGAUGACGGACAAGUGUCGGCAGCUCUGGGAUGAGCUAGGUGCAUUGUGGGUGUGCGUGGUGCUAAACCCCCACUGUAAAAGCGAGGAGAAGAGCAGCUGGCUGAGGCAGCUGAAGAAAUGGGGCGACAUGGAUGUCUGCCCGCUGGAGGACGGCAACUACGGCAGUGAGCUUCCAAACAUCACCAACGCUCUGCCGCAGAGCAACCUGGCACAGGGUCAGCACCGGCGCGCGCACACACCAAUACUGUACUCUCUGUCCAGGCCGAGGAGGACGGUGUUCAGUCGGGCAGUUGAGGCCUGUGACCUCCACUGGCAGGACAGCCACCUCCAGAGGAUCAUCAGCAGCGACCACUACAUGUCCCCAUCCUACCAGAGAGAGGGGGAGAGCCUGCUGUUCAACCCACAGGGCCUACCGCUUUGGCUAGACCACGUCCCGACAGCAUGCGCUCGCGUCGACGCCCUGCGUUCCCACGGUUACUCCAGGGAAGCCCUGCGAUUGGCCGUCGCCAUCAUCAACACGCUCCGCCUCCAACAGCAGAGACAAAUGGACAUCUACAAACACCAAAAGAAAGAGCUUCUCCAGAGGGGUGUGACUUCCACCACCAACCUGGAAGGCUGGGUGGGUCAUCCCUUAGACCCGAUUGGCUGUCUGUUCACCACACUCACUGAAACCUGCCGUGUGGACGACGACAACACCAUGGACACCGGAGAAGGUGACCCCAGGCCUCCGGUCUACCACCAUGUACCAGUAUGGGGCAGUCCUGAUGGAGGGGAGUCCUACCUGACUUUGGCCUUAGAGGUGGCUCUGAUGGGUAUGGGCCAGCAGAGGAUAAUGCCAGAGGGCCUAUAUGCUCAGGAUAAGGUGUGUCGUAAUGAGGAGCAGAUAGUUGUAAAACUUCAAGAACUGGAGCUGGAUGAUCUCCUGGUUCAGACUCUUCGGAAACAGGCCAUACAGCUACUAGAAGCUGGUCCGUUCAGUGGUCUAGGUGAGGUCAUCCACAGGGAGAGUGUUCCCAUGCACACCUUCGCCAAGUACCUCUUCUCUGCCUUGCUGCCACAUGACGCAGACCUGGCGUAUAAGUUGGCUCUCCGCGCCAUGAGGCUGCCGGUGCUGGAGUCCUCAGCAGGCUCCGGGGACGUGGGCCACCCUCAUCACGGCAUCUCCAUAGUUCCAAGUAGAUACCCGCGCUGGUUCACACUGGGACACCUGGAGUCCCAGCAGUGUGAGCUGGCCUCCACCAUGCUCACUGCUGCUAAAGGUGACAUGUUGAGGUUGCGGACGGUGCUGGAGGCAAUCCAGAAAAACAUCCACUCCUCUUCCUUAAUCUUUAAACUGGCCCAGGACGCCUUUAAGAUAGCCACACCCGCGGACAACCCGCCUGAUAUAACCCUGCUCAACGUGGCACUGGAGCUAGGACUGCAGGUGAUGAGGAUGACUCUGUCCACACUGAACUGGAGAAGGAGAGAGAUGGUUCGCUGGCUGGUAACCUGUGCCACUGAAGUCGGUCUGCGGGCAUUAGUGAGCAUCUUACAGAGCUGGUACACUCUCUUCACACCGACUGAGGCCACAAGCAUCGUGGCGGCCACCGUCAUGUCCCACAACACCAUCCUGCGCCUCAGCCUCGACUACCCCCAGCGCGAGGAACUUGCCAGCUGCGCCAGGACCCUGGCCCUGCAGUGCGCCAUGAAGGACCCUCAGAACUGCGCUCUGUCAGCUCUGACGCUCUGCGAGAAGGACCACAUCGCCUUCGAGACGGCCUACCAGAUCGUGAUUGACGCAGCGUCCACGGGUAUGACUUACUCCCAGCUGUUUACCAUCGCGAGGUACAUGGAACACAGAGGAUACCCGCUGCGGUCCUUCAAGUUGGCCUCCCUCGCCAUGACCCACCUUAACCUGGCUUACAACCAGGACACACACCCAGCUAUUAAUGACGUGCUCUGGGCGUGCGCGCUCAGCCACUCUCUGGGUAAAAAUGAGCUCGCAGCCAUUAUCCCCCUGGUGGUGAAGAGCGUGCAUUGUGCCACGGUGCUGUCCGACAUCCUGCGGCGGUGCACCAUGACGGCGCCGGGUCUCGCCGGCAUUCCCGGGAGAAGGAACUCUGGGAAGCUGAUGUCAACGGACAAGGCGCCGCUGCGGCAGCUCCUGGACGCCACGAUCUCGGCGUACAUUAACACCACGCACUCUCGACUGACACACAUCAGUCCGCGGCACUACGGAGAGUUCAUAGAAUUCCUGAGCAAAGCGCGGGAGACUUUCCUGCUGGCACAGGACGGCCACAUUCAGUUCGCCCAGUUCAUAGACAACCUGAAACAGAUCUACAAGGGCAAGAAGAAACUGAUGAUGUUGGUCAGGGAGCGCUUCGGCUGACCUUAACCCCCCCCUUCACAGGGACCCUCUUCUUGGGAAGUAGUUAAACUUAUUUGUUUCUAUUUAAGGUUUUUUUGGAUUUCUUGUAUUUUUACUUCUUAUGUUGAGCCAUUUGUUGACUAAGUCUUAAGUUUUUGUCCUGUUUUGUUGUUUUGUUUCUUGAAUGUGAACCAGGAAGUGUUCGCAGUGCAUUGCUCUACUUCAUUGAGACUGCAAAAGGGGGAAACGGCUUGAAAUGUCAAAGAAACAACAGCAAAAACAAAGCAUUUUUCUCCUCCAACUAAUGUUAACUCUAGUAUGAAAAAGUCAAAAGAUUGUGAUGGGGGAAAAAAGAGAAAAGAAACUUUUGUUUUUUGGUGGCACAUGACGAUUCAAAAACCAAAAGCUUUUGUUGGAUGGGGUACUUACUUUGAGCCAGAAGACACUUUCAGCUGGGGUUAAGAAGAAGAAGAAGAAGUGGUUUUCAAAGUAGAAGGAACGUGUCAUUCCAAAAGGAAUUGUAACCCACUGAGGUCAAAAACACACAUAGUGUUACUGUCAUACCUCGACUGUAUUAUUCAUCAGCUUUAAUCUCUCUAUCAGAAAUUGCCUCUUGUUUCAUUCAGGGCAUCUUAGAGUAGUGAGGGCAGAAUACAGAACUACACGUGUGGUCUCUCUGUAGAAUAAGUCAGUACCAACGGGUUUAUAAACUUGACUAAAGCCACUCUAGACUAUCUCCUACCCUAUACACCUGCUGGUCAGUGCUUUUCCUUAAGAUCUAUCUUUAGAGGAAGAACCAUGUUGCUUCACAGAGUGCAUGUUUUCCACUCCACAAGCCUGAGAGUGACGUCGUUCAGGCUGUUCUAGCUGAGGUAGAGUAGUUGAGGCUCCACGUGCACAUAUAUACAGUAUAUCUCGUAUGUCCUGCUAUAAGCUUUUUACCAGUGACAAUACACAACUGUGCUGAAUGGAGGGGUCACAGUAUUCCCAGAAAUACCACUGCACUGCUGUACAGCUAUUUGUGGCCAAAACCAUUUAAACCUAUAAGACUCCAGUGCUCACCCUGUCACUCACUAGAUCCACAUUUAGUCAAUAAGCAAUAUAAGUCAACUCUGCGCUUCAUUUUUAUCACCUGGCGGCAUUAAUUUCACCUUCUUGUAUUCUGUUAGGAAGCUUUGGAACCUACUGGGACCUUUUUUGAUGUCAGUGACUGUUAGUUGUUAACUCUGCCUGUAGCUAAAGUCCCUUUUCCAUCUCAAGAACGCAGAAACUUUUCGUUUGUUUCUUUGUUUCCCCAAACCUUUUCACAUACCCAGAACAUCACAACAUUUUAGGAGCAGAAAUCUGGUUUCUAACCCUGACCCCUACUUAUUACUUAGUACUUAUUACCAAUUGCUGUGAGGUAUUUUAUAACAGCCAGAAUGACCUAAAAUGACAUUAGCAGCAAGAGGUAAUAACUGCUUAACAACUGAACAAUCUUGGACUGAUAGUAAGGUAGAAGCCCUACCUUGAAUAUCUUUUCAGAUCAAGAGAUUUAGCUAUUUGAGUUCAUUGCGUUCCUACCACUGAUUAUGUGUAAUGUGUCAUCAUCCAACUCUGCUGUUCCUCAGCUCUAUGAAGCUUUUUUAGGAUCUUUUAGCAAUUUUUUAUGAUUUCCCACUCCUUAUCCUCAUUUCCAACCACAGCAGGUAGCGGUUGUCGGCUGCUGUGCACUGGCUGCCUAGCAACAGACAGCAGACAAAGUUAGCAUCUAGCUGGACAUAGUGGAGCAUUUAGCUGCUACCGUGCUGCUAGUGACCAUGGACUUGGAUUUGUUAGGAGGCCAAAAACCCCAAAUGAAUGCUAAUGCUCCGUCUCUGCUAGACGUGUACGCUAGCAACUGUUUGCUAACAUGUUAGCUGUAGCGACUUUGUGUGAUAAAGUCCGAGUUCCUAGCUCGUUCCACUAUCCAAAGUUUCCAAAAAAAUGAUCAAUGAAUGGUGUAAGUAGUUAAGUAGUAUUUGGACAAAAAGGCUAAUGUUUAAAAUGGUAAAAACUAUAGUAAUUGCUAUAAUCUAGUCCCCAGCAUGGCUCAAAGACAAAUGACCAUGUUUCUAAAUGGAAAUCCCUCCACUUCCUUGGUCUUGUGAAGGAAAAGGGUCUAUAGUUACUGGAGCGACUCGCCUGUGAAUGCUACUGGUUGUGAUCGUUGUGGCCUUGUCUUCCUCAAAGGGUUGAGACACAGUGCAAACACAAAAAAUACUGUAUGUUUUAUGACUUGAUGACUUCAUCCUACAUAUUUGAGACCACAUGCCUUGGCACAGGAAGUAGUUUUUUUUCUUCUCUCCCCCUUGUCUUACCCAGUGGCAAAGUGUUGUUAAUGGCAGUAUACAGUACAGCAAGAGCUUGAAUCUUUACUGGUUGGACUAAACGUCAUCGUACAAGCACUUCACACAAAUACCUCUUCAGUACGUUCCUGCCUGCUUCAGCAUUUAUUUAUUGAUUGUUUGGAAACUUCGUAUGACUGAGUAGGAAUCGCAGACACACAAACAGAACGCAGCGAAUGAGUCCGCCCGUCGAUGGCAGGACAGUUAAAGACAAAAAGGGUUUUUGAAUGGAGGAACAUUUUCUUGUCUGCUUUUACAUUCCAUGAGAGCUACCUUCACCCAGUACCCGGGUAGUCAGUCACAACUCUGGGCCUUUUUUGAUCCGAAGAAACGCAGAUAGAAGAAUGACGACAAAAAAAAAGGAAAACUGAGCAAAAGAAAGAAGAGAGGCUAAACUCAGUUCUCAGGGACAUCACUUAAAGAAACAAAACAAAAAGUAGUAGCAUUAAGCAUUUAAGAUAUUGUAAAUAUUAAAGUGUCAAUUCAGAAAAUUGUAAAGUUAUAAUUAUUUAUGAUAAGUAUGUUAUGUGUUUGGUUUUUUCCCCUUAUUUUUAUGUUUUUAUUUUGGCGGGGGUGUACUUGAACUGUUUUGGACGGGGAAUUUGACAGCGUUUUUUGUAAGAGCAAAGACUUCAAGGCAUUUCUCAGGUGCUCCUGUGUACAUUUCUUUCUGUUUGUUUUUGCUAUAAUAACUAUUAUUAUUUGUAUUUUUUUUUAAAUUUUUUGAUUUGCAAAGAAAAAAAAGAAUCUGUGUUCCAAAAGGAAGCAUGUCAUUCAGAGUCGAGGAGAAUGAGGAAGGCAUUCAUUUGUAAACAGAUACGUACUAAACCUGACUAUGCAGAACCACUUCGAUGGUCUUGUCACCUCUUAAAGACCCCCCCCUCCCCUCUGAAAACUUAAGUGUGGAAGAGACACAGUGGCCUGAACCACUAUUAAAGAGGGGGAGGGGGGGCAAAGGCAAGGCCCAGCAUGCUUGUGUUUGGACAAUGCGCAGUAGCCAGCCUGCAUCCGCUGCAACAUUUAGAGGAGAUUAAAAAAAAAUGAAAAUGGUGGGAAAUGCCUUUCUGACCGAUCAAUGUACAAAGUUUAUUUUUUCUUUACUUCUUUGUUGGUUUUAUUUAAUCAGGACUCAAGCCUUUAGUGUCUUCUCAGAGGUGUCGAGUCGGGUGGCGGCACUGCAGUGAGACAGAACAAUACACAAAUGUCAGAGAGUCUGAAACAGCAACUGUAUGAACAAAAGAGACGGCCUGUGGAUGACCUUGUGUUCAUUCCUCGUUGGAACUUGUUUUGGGCUUUUUUUUUUUUUAUUGCUUUCUCAACUCCCUCCAGCCUACAACGCUGGCUGAGUUCACCUCUUCUGUCUCAUUACCAUAGUUUCUUUUUCUAAUCUUCAGUUGCUCAUCACCUCACUCCCCCUCACACAAGGAGGAUUUUGGUUUCAAGCAAUGCAGCGAUGUGUCAGUGACCAGCUUUCAGUGCAGCCGCUUCCUCUGCUGUCUUACCUUAAAGCGCUCGAGACACCAGUGCACUGCAGCGGCUUUGUGUCUGCACAAAGUCAACUCCCGACAAAAACUGUAUUUUCAUCUGCUGUUGCUGCAGGUUUCUACAGAACGAGGAUAAAAAGAGGUUUAACUACUAUUUCUUGGCUGCUACGUUAACAUGAUGGGUGAAAGAGAGGUGUUGUUUUACCACUUGCUUAAAAUGGAAGCUGCCUUUAUGUGAUGCAUUAACUGACAGCGUUACAACAAAGACGUCCCUCCCUCUAGCUUGUUUUUCAGUCCGUGUUAACUGUAUCAGCCAGUUUCUUGAGGUUUUCUUAUUUUCCCCCUUUCUUUCUUUCAAUAGGAGAGUACUAUUUGCUGGUAGAGAUCUAGUUCACCUACUGUUUCCCAGUUUGUUUUGUUUUGGAUUCUCUCUAACUCUAAGGGAAAAUUGAAAGUGUUUGUUGCCUCUUUGUGCUACUGAUUAUGAAAAGGUAUUUCCAGUAUUUGUUGCCACAGAAGUAUGAUAGCUUAUCAUCAACACUUGUUUUUUUGUUUUUUUUAAUUUGUAAUUUUUUGUGCAACUUCUUGAGCUACUGUCUAUAAAGCGAGAAUUUAUUACUAUUUAUGUAACGCUACUACCAUUUUAUAUUGAUUUGUGUUGGAAUCUCAGUGCUUUUCUAUGAAUAAAGUGUGAAACACGUUACAA
This is a messenger RNA of Dicentrarchus labrax (European seabass), 8207 nucleotides long. RefSeq names its product zinc finger, SWIM-type containing 5 (gene zswim5). The record is from RefSeq and is a predicted model, not a curated record. The coding region runs from base 160 to 3672 and encodes 1170 amino acids. Gene Ontology annotation, cellular component: Cul2-RING ubiquitin ligase complex. The transcript is spliced from 16 exons. Lineage: Eukaryota; Metazoa; Chordata; Actinopteri; Moronidae.